UUAGGUAGAUCCCAGACAACGGACAGACCAUUCACAGUAGCGCCAGAUGAAAGAUUGUAAUUGCGGCUAUCAUGAGGCAUUUGAUUAUUACAGUAGCUUUUGUUCUAAUCAGUGAUUUGCUCAUUAGCGCCAUUCGAGUAACUUACCGAUCAUGUACAGAUGCUCCUGCUCAAUCCGGAAUCUACUGGAUCAGCAUAGCGAAUAAUGCCGCUCCAUUUCAAGUUUACUGUGAACAGGAGAAAUUUGCUGGGAAUUGGUUGGUGGUGCAGAGCCGUAACGAUGCUUCAACAAACUUCAAUCGCAGUUGGAAUGAAUACAAAUUUGGAUUUGGAAAUCUGAGGAACAAUUUUUGGUUGGGUCUGGAGAAAUUGCAUCAGCUAACCAGCUCAUCCAGUUACGAUCUGAUGGUAGUCAUGGAGAACUACCUUGAUUUCAUGGCUUUUCAAAGGUACGAAAACUUCGCAGUGAACGAUGAAUCGGAGGGGUACAGUUUGAGCUUAUCGGAUAGGAAUACCGGAACAGCAGGUGAUUCAUUGCUUAUCUAUAAUGGUGAAAAGUUUAGCACUUACGACCGGGUGAACAACAAAGGCACCGCGAAUUGUGCUGCAGAGAUGGGAGGGGGAUAUUGGCACUACGAUUGUAGGAAGAUUUUGAGUACAAGGAGUAAUUUGAACGGAUUGUACGAUGUUGAUCACAUCAUGAGGAAUGGAAGUGGAAUGAGGUGGGGAAUGUUUGGAGGCACCGGUAAACCUCUCAAAAGGACUAGAAUGAUGAUCAAACUACGUGAGUGAAAACUACUUACGAGUGUCAUGACAAUGUGUUAUAUUUUGUUAUACAUUUAAGGGAUUUUGAUGACUACAAUACAAAGUUUGAAUUUACAGUUUAAUUAGUCAAUAUACCGUAACUUAAACUUGAGCUACAGAUUCUAUAGUUGGCAGUCGUA
Aedes aegypti (yellow fever mosquito) is the source of this 943-nucleotide messenger RNA. Its product is annotated as ficolin-3. The coding region runs from base 72 to 791 and encodes 239 amino acids. The transcript is spliced from 4 exons. Lineage: Eukaryota; Metazoa; Arthropoda; Insecta; Diptera; Culicidae. The record is from RefSeq and is a predicted model, not a curated record.